Molecule: messenger RNA, 753 nt
Organism: Serinus canaria (Common canary)
Lineage: Eukaryota; Metazoa; Chordata; Aves; Passeriformes; Fringillidae
Gene: IL12A
Product: interleukin 12A
Exons: 6
Coding region: 1-753 (250 amino acids)
Biological process (GO): immune response
Cellular component (GO): extracellular region
Molecular function (GO): growth factor activity; interleukin-12 receptor binding
Source: RefSeq, a predicted model, not a curated record
AUGGAGCGGAGCGGCAGCGGCGAGAACGGCACCGGGAGAGCCGGGAACGGCACCGGGAACAUCGGGAAUAACUCCGGGAAUAACUUCGGGAGCGGCACCGGGAGCCGGCGGGCAGCGCCGCCUGGCGGCCUCGGGCGGGCAUUGCUGUGCCUGGCUCUGCUGCUGCUGCCCCCGGCCCGGGCACUGCCCACCCCUGACCGGGCACUGCCCGCCCCUGACCGGGCACUGCCCGCCCUUGACCGGGCACUGCCCGCCCCCGCCCAGUGCCUCAGCCGCUCCCGGCAGCUGCUGGAGGCCGCCAACGCCGCCCCGCAGAGGCUGAAGAAAUCCAACACCCUGGGAUUUGAAUGCACCCUUGAGGAGGUGGAUCUGCAGGACAUCACUGAGAACCACAUCAACACCCUCAGAGCCUGCACAGCUGAGGAGCCAGGGCCUGGAAAUUGCCCAGUCCUGGAAAAAUCAACUUUUGACGAGGGAAAAUGCCUGCAGGGCAUCUCUGAGGACGUGAGAGCCUACAGGGCUCAGCUGAGGAGCCUCCCUGACCCCCAGCUGCUGGCAGCCCUCGAUGGGAUGAUGGAGGCCCUGGGCAGCAGCACCGGGCGGGAUCCGGAGGCGCUGCUGGGAUCAUUGGGAUCAUCGGGAUUGGGAUCGGCGCCGUUCCCGGAGCGGCUGCGGCUCUGCGGGAUCCUCCAGGCCCUGCGCAUCCGCAGCGUCACCAUCUCCAGGGUGCUGAGCUUCCUCAGCUCCCCCUGA